Messenger RNA from Chenopodium quinoa (quinoa), 1485 nucleotides. RefSeq lists its product as uncharacterized. The record is from RefSeq and is a predicted model, not a curated record. The coding region runs from base 1 to 1485 and encodes 494 amino acids. The transcript has 3 exons. NCBI's taxonomy places the organism in Eukaryota, Viridiplantae, Streptophyta, Magnoliopsida, Caryophyllales, Amaranthaceae.
AUGUCGGUCACUGAAUACUACACCAAGUUUAUUGAGCUGUCACGAUUUGCUAAAGAGUCUGUCUGCACAGAAAAGUCUAAGGCUAGGAAGUUUAAGAUUGGACUGACUACUGAUUUGCAAUUAAAGCUGUGUGGGCAAGUAUUUGAAACCUUGGAUGAAAUAUAUGGUAGAGUUGCACACCUAUGUGCCUUAGAAUUAAAGAAAAGGAAAGAAAUAGCUGAAAUGAAAGGAAAGGAAAAUAGAAAAGAGGCCAUUGUUUCAAAAUUAUCAAACUGUUUGAAAACCGCAGAUGAGGUAGAUUUUCCAAUAGUUAUUCCUACGGGUGGGGUAGCAAAGUGUAACAUGACCUUUAGAGAUGUACCUUUAGAAAUUGAAGGAAAAGUGUUUUUAUCAGAUCUCAUUGAGUUUGGGUUGAGUGACUUUGAUGUCAUUUUGGGAAUGGAUUGGUUGAGCAAGUACAGCGCAAAGAUUAGUUGUCGAUCACAGAAAGUAAAAAUGAGUACAGCUAAUAACGAGUUAGUGACACAUUGGAUGCAUGGUGAAACUAAGUGCCCAAGGAUCAUAUCUGUGUUAAAAUUGGUAAAGUAUAUUAAGAAGGGGCAUCUAGUGUAUUUUUGUAGUGUGAGGAAUAUGGAACAUGAAGAGUCAACUAAGCCUGAGGAUAUAGAAGUAGUAAAUGAGUUUCUAGAUGUGUUUCCAGAAGAGAUUCUUGGAAUGCCACCCAAAAGGGCAAUUGAUUUCACCAUAGAGCUAGUUCCAGGAACAACACCAAUUUCCAAGGCACCAUAUCGAAUGGCACCUGCAGAGAUGAAUGAGUUAAGGGAGCAAUUGGAGUUAAAUAAGGUCACCAUAACGAACAAGUACCCAUUACCAAGGAUUAAUGACCUAUUUGACAAGCUGAGAGGCGCAACUUUGCUCUCUAAGAUUGAUUUAAGGUUUGGUUACCAUCAACUUAGAAUUGCAGAUGAAGAUAUUCCCAAGACUGCAUUUAGAACAAGAUAUGGACAUUAUAAAUUCACAGUAUUGCCUUUUGGAUUGAUGAAUGCUCCUGCAAUCUUUAUGGACUUGAUGAGCAGGGUGUUUCAUCCAUUUAUGGGCAAGUUUAUGGUAGUGUUCAUAGAUAAUAUACUAGUGUAUUCGAAGAGUAAAGAAGAACAUGUAGAACAUCUGAGGGCUAUUCUGCAAACACUAAGGGAAAACAAGCUUUAUGCCAAGUUCUCUAAAUGUGAGUUUUGGUUGGAGAGAGUAGCAUUUCUGGGCCAUUUUGUGUCCAAAGAUGGGGUAGAAGUAGAUCCAGCAAAGAUCGAGGCAGUGAAAGGUUGGCCUACGCCUAAAACAGUGUCUGACGUUAAGAGUUUCUUAGGUUUAGCAGGGUGUUAUAGGGGUUUUGUGAAAGAUUUCUCGAAGAUUGCUAAACCUAUGACCCCUCUAAUGAAGAAGGACAAGAAGUUUGAUUGGGUUAACAAGUGUGAGGAAGCAUUCUAA